Molecule: messenger RNA, 980 nt
Organism: Arabidopsis arenosa
Lineage: Eukaryota; Viridiplantae; Streptophyta; Magnoliopsida; Brassicales; Brassicaceae
Source: the annotation of a GenBank genome assembly
AUAGCCUUAGAAAUUUUUCAUCCACAGAAAAAUUGUGAAAUCUAAUCCAAACUUUAAAAAACGUUCAACGGGAAGUAUAAGGAAAGUAGGGUUUAAGCAUCUUUUUCUUCUAUAUCUCUAUAAGUAGCGAAGUCUUAACACACGUCAUCUCUUAUCCUUCGAUAGAGAUGGUAAACGGCACGAACACUGAGCUAUUCCUCUCUGGAGAAGCAUCGAGCAGCCGCCCAACGAGGCAAAGAGUUCUCUCCAUGGAGAAUGAUGGAGGAACGGCGAGUGGAAAUGAAGUGGAACGAUCAGUGACACUAUUCGAGCUUGAUCUUUUGGACUGUCCCAUUUGCUGCAACAAACUUACGACUCCUAUCUAUCAGUGUGACAAUGGACAUAUAGCAUGUUCUUCUUGCUGUAUUAAAGUGAAGCACAAAUGCCCUUACUGCAGUUUGAGCAUUGGUAUCUACCGAUCUAGAAUAAUGGAAAAAAUUUUGGAAGCAGUCUUCAUCAAAUGCCCAAACGCCAAACAUGGCUGCCCCGAGAAGAUCCCAUACAAAAAAGAAUCAGAAUCAUCCCAUGAGAGGGAAUGCAGCUUCACUCUUUGCUACUGCCCUGAAACAAACUGCAACUACACCGGGGUGUAUAAGGAUCUCUACGGUCAUUACCAUGCUAACCACAAGACUGAUUACACAUUGUUCAAGUGUGGCCAGUACAAUGACGCAUGGCUGCUUUCAUCUAUGAACUCUAAACUCAUAUUUUAAUGGCUUAUCAUUUUACUUAAUGUUGUUUCUUUAAAGUUGUUUCUUUCUCUAACCAUUGAUUACACUUAUACUUCUCUUAGAUUUUAGUCCUCCACGAUAUUAGAGUUGCUCUCUUAUUUUCUCAAGAUGAUAGAACUACCAUGUAUAGUCGGAUUCUUUGGCUAAAUUAGCCCUUCAUUCCUUUGUUGACAAUGUCCUUAUAGGGUUUUGAAAUAAAUUAAGUUGCUGACC